AUGCAAGCGGGCCCUGGAGGUUCGCCUGCGCCACAUCAACUCCCUAGAAAGAGGGGCGAUGACACAGCAGUGCCGAAAGCUCCUGCGAGAGGAAAGCCUCGCGCUCAAUUCCUGGUUGACAUUCCGGCCCACGAGUAUAAGCUGCGUUGCGAUAGGCCAAUCAAUGCAACUCUCGUAGACCUGAUUGUAAUACUCCCACAAUGGUUCCGCAAUCCUGCUGUCGCAUACCGCAUGCUGAACAACGGCAUCACUGCUGCAGUUCACUUUGCAAUUCUGGACAAGCAUCGUCACCUCGGCUUGACCAGUUCCGAGGAAGCAGAGCGCGCCCGUGACCAUAUCUCGGACACAUAUCGAAAGACGAUGCGAAGAACCUACCCAACCUGGACCAAAGCGAAGCAUCACGUCCCAGGUAACUGGGAUAAGUCGGAGAUGUGCAUCAACAAUUUCCUUCCGGAAGCUGCAAAGAAAGCUGAUUAUGUUCCACCGCCAUCAAUACCGUUCAAGAACUUAGCGAUUGGUCUGAAGAGUCUGCCCGUGAAUGACGACAUGGGUGAUCUUACUCGCGCAUUGGACUUCGCGCUGCGGUACCAGAAGCUUGAUGAGCACGGCCAGCUGACGGACUUCAUGUUCCCGGAUGAUAUCCAGAUCAUUCUCGGAUGCAUUGGUACCGUUCAAACUACCCGAGAGAUUUACGAUGAUGCUGUUAUAAGUCGAUACUCCGAAGCGGUUCGAGUGGCAGAAAGUGAGCGUCGUAAGCAGCUGAAUGAACAGCGGCGCCAGCGACAGGCUGCCGAGGAGGAGGCUGCUCAGUCCGUUCCCUAUUUCUACCCUGGUCAGCCUUCGCCACUUGGAGCCUUUCCGAUGGAUCCACUGGCUCAACAGCAAAUGCAGCCGACGGUCGGCUUCUCGUCCUGGGAUGAAGGGUACAGCAGCAUGCCUCCGACGGGAAUGGGCGUCUUAAUGCCGAAUGCUGUGCAGCAUCCACCGGUGAUGGAAGCCAACUCCCAAGAUCUACCCCAGUGGCCUCCACAGAUGCAGUCACAUCCUCAAGAGUAUAACGGGUUGAACUUCAAUGAGCACAGCUAUGGCCACCCACUCCGGCCGCACCCAGCACGCUCGAACUCGCAAGAAGCCGCUGCAGCAGUAGCAUCAGAGCUCGUAUACCAGGCUUCUCAGCCAGCCCAUGUGGACUUGCCCGCCAUCCCCGAUAUCUGCAUACCCGAAGGCUAUGUACAGGACGACAACGCUUUCCCCGAUUCUUGGUUGUACCUAGAUUCCCAGGAAGCAGCAGGGCAAAUGGAUGCACUCAUGGCAGCAAACCAGACAUUUGACUACAGCGACGUGGAGCGAUUGGCGUCGACGUCGCUCGUACCCCGAUUUAAUUAUCAUCCUAGCAUGCCUUUGCUGGAUUGUCCGGAGGCGCAAGAUCCGAAGGAUUGGGGCGAGCUCGCUCGUGCGGCGCGAUGGGCACGGACUCAUGCGUAUCCUGAUGGCCAUGCGCAAUUCGUGUUCAAACUGCCUGAGAAGAUAACGUCAGAGAUCGGAGCUUUAGUCGAACCGCUUGCAGUUGCUUGGCAUGCUAUCGAGCAGUCGGCCGCCAAAGCAGGGGACAGCAUCUUGGUUAUCGGCGCCGGGCCGAUUGGUUUGGCCAUUCUCCAAUGCCUGAAAGCCUUGCAUACUGCCCAGGUGAUCGUUGCUGAAGUUGCUCAGAAGCGAAGGGACCUGGCUCUACAGUUUGGAGCUACGGCGGCGAUCGAUCCGACGGACGAAGAUAUGGUCUCUAGAUGUAAGACGCUUUGCAAUGACCAAGGCCCUGACGUUGUUUUUGACUGCGCUGGAGUAGCUGCCAGUAUCAAGUCCGCGUGUUUAUCGGUCCGAAGCAGGGGAACGGUAGUGAACGUUGCCCAGUGGGGCAAAGACAUCCCCUUCAAACCGGACAAUCUGUUGGUUGGGGAAAAGAGGCUGGUUACAAGUAAGCCAUCACGCGAAACCAUUGGAAUGAAUCGAAGCCUUGCUGGCUUAUUCCGAGCGCUGAGUUACACCAGUGAGAAUUUCGAGCGAGUUACUGGCGCGCUGGAUGAAGGAACGAUCGAUGCGGAGAAGAUGAUCACGCGUACGAUCUCGAUGGAUAGAGUGGUGGAAGAUGGUAUUCUCGCGCUGCUACACGAGAAGGAUAAACACGUCAAGAUACUCGUCGAUGUCAGAAAGUAG
Molecule: messenger RNA, 2211 nt
Organism: Alternaria hordeiaustralica
Lineage: Eukaryota; Fungi; Ascomycota; Dothideomycetes; Pleosporales; Pleosporaceae
Exons: 3
Coding region: 1-2211 (736 amino acids)
Biological process (GO): butanediol biosynthetic process
Cellular component (GO): cytoplasm
Molecular function (GO): (R,R)-butanediol dehydrogenase activity
Source: RefSeq, a predicted model, not a curated record